Messenger RNA from Polistes dominula (European paper wasp), 383 nucleotides. It is a transcript of the gene RpL38, whose product is annotated as ribosomal protein L38. Gene Ontology annotation, cellular component: ribosome; cytosolic large ribosomal subunit. The record is from RefSeq and is a predicted model, not a curated record. Gene Ontology annotation, molecular function: structural constituent of ribosome. Gene Ontology annotation, biological process: protein-RNA complex assembly; translation. Lineage: Eukaryota; Metazoa; Arthropoda; Insecta; Hymenoptera; Vespidae.
AAAAUUUCUUUUUCCGGUUUAACUUAGGUGAGGUGAGUCGCGUAUUCAAGUGAAAUAAAAUCUGUGUUCUAGAAAAUAAUCCUGUAUCAUUUUAUUGAUUUGGAGUUGCUGAUCAAACACAUUCAAAAUGCCACGUGAAAUAAAAGAAAUCAAAGAUUUUCUUUUGAAGGCAAGAAGGAAGGAUGCUAAAUCUGUCAAGAUAAAGAAGAAUGCAGACAAUGUUAAAUUUAAGGUCCGUUGUUCGAGAUUUCUUUAUACUCUUGUCAUUACGGAUAAAGAAAAGGCAGAGAAAUUAAAGCAAUCUUUGCCUCCAGGCUUACAAGUAAAAGAAGUGAAAAGAAGCGAGCGUAUGUAAAUGAUUCAAUAAAAUAUCAUUGAAUUUA